AUGAUUUGUUCUUAUGAUUUAUGUAACACAUUGAUAAGUUUAGAUUCCUUAAUGGAAGGACUGACAAUAUAAUGUUUGUGGUGUCCAAAUGCUUUUUAUUGUUGUGAUAUUUGUCGAAUGUCAGAUAGGUAUCAAGCAAUUAGAAAUUAAAUGUUAGCAAACAUAAAUAAUUAUGUGGAGGCAUAGAACAGACAGUUAUUGUAGAUAAAUAAAAUGUUAUAAAAGAAAUGCAAUUAUUGGAAUAAAUAGGAUAAGGGAGUUUUGGAACAGUGCAUAAAAUAUAAAUACAUGGAUAAUUGUAUGCUCUAAAGAAGUUGAAUAAGAAUUAAUGUUCGAAAGAAGUAAGAAUUCAUAAGCAUUUGAAUCAUAAAAACAUAAUUUAGUUUCAUUAUUUCAUCGAAGAUGACGAUUCUAUUUAUCUAGUUAUGGAAUAUGCACGUAAGGCUGUGUUAAUUUUUAGCUCAAGGCACAUUAACAUAGAAUAGAGAGAACUGCAAUUUUUACAACAUCUUUAUACAAUUGUGUGAGGCUACUAUGUAUCUUCAUGAAAAAGGUAUAAUCCAUAGAGAUUUGAAACCUGACAACAUUUUAUUAGACAAAAAUGGGAAUCCAAAAAUUUGUGAUUUUGGCUUAGCUACUUAUGAAUGUGUAAUAAGUAGUUUUUCUGGAACAUUUGAAUUUAUGGCACCAGAAGUGAUUAGAAAUCUACCUCAAACUCAAAAAAUUGAUGUGUGGUCAUUAGCUGCUAUAUUAUACUGGUUGCUCGAAAACAAACCAUUAGUAUAAGGUUUAAUAAUAAACAAAUUUAGGCAAUUAGAUUGAGAAAAUGCAGUAAAUUCUUGAUUUUAAGUCACCUUAAUUUACAAAAAUAUCAAAUCCAUUAAUUCAAGAUCUAUUAACUUAGAUGCUCGUCCCAGAUCCUGAUCACAGAAUUUCAUUGCAAGGUGUGCUAAAUCAUAAAUGGGUAGAAAGCAUAGAUAGAGUAGAGAAAGAAAUUAAUGAUAUUUCCACAUAACCAAGUGUUUAAAGACAACAACAAAUAGAAAUCUAAUAAUAAAUGUAAAAACAAAAUGUUAGCAUUUUGUAAAAAGUUAUAUCGCUUUUUGGUUGCGGAGGGAGAGAGAAGCAAUUUUGA
This is a messenger RNA of Paramecium octaurelia, 1135 nucleotides long. Lineage: Eukaryota; Ciliophora; Oligohymenophorea; Peniculida; Parameciidae. The record is from the annotation of a GenBank genome assembly.